Molecule: messenger RNA, 2111 nt
Organism: Pichia membranifaciens NRRL Y-2026
Lineage: Eukaryota; Fungi; Ascomycota; Pichiomycetes; Pichiales; Pichiaceae
Exons: 1
Coding region: 331-1794 (487 amino acids)
Source: RefSeq, a predicted model, not a curated record
AUUUUGGCCUGUUCUGGAUUUGACAUGCUGCAUGCAUUAAACUUUCGAACAAUAGUGGCUAAUAGGUUGCAUUUUGCAUUUUGUUUUUACUCUGUUGCUUGUGUCAAUACGGUAACGCCGUGUUGGGGGGUAUCUUUGCGCAAGAGUAGGGUUGUUCGAAAAUAAUUUGCCUCAUCAUCUUCAGCAUCCUGGGCUACCCGUGGCUUGCACCUUUUUGACCUUUCCUUGCCUUGUUACUUACUUCCCGUCCGCUAGCUAGUUCUUUCCCUUUGCUUGCUUUCUACGGCUUCCUCUGCUCCUGCUACCGAAAGUACAAGCGACACCGGCAAGAUGAAGUACUCCGACAGCCACGACGAGGGAAGCAUCACGCUCAACAGGUUCAGCAAAAUAGAUGACAUGUUUGCCGACUUCUUCCCAAGCUCGAAGACCGUCGACGACCUGAGCGUGGUGGAGCUCUCUCCGACCAACUCAACCAACACCAGAAGCGCCGACUCAACGGUGGAAAACCUGACCCAGCCUAGCUCCGCCACCACGGUAAGCACCAGCAGACUCAACAACUCUGAAACUUCCUUGGAUAAACUUCAGGAGGCGCUUUGCGAUGAGUUUUCAAACCAACUGAGCUCUAUUGCCACACUCGACAACAAGUUUGAAAAGUCAUUGUUUGACCCCUAUGUUGGAUUUUUCCCGUGUCCGACAGAUGAGGACUUGGCACUGGCAACUGCCGACCCGAUUGAAAUCUUCUUCCCCACCGAUGGCAUAAUGGAUGGUUUUUCCAACAAAAAUAUGGACCUCUACGAGAGGCAUAACAGUGCCGACAACCACCAGCACGCUAGGAAGGAAGAGCAGUUUUUCGAAAAGCCCGAGAGAAAUUACACUUACUCUACUAAUAACAAUUCCCACAACGUUGGGCCUGCAGCUGCCAAAGUCUCGAAAAAGUAUCCAAGAAGAAGCCAUUUAGGAGAUGCAGAACUGUUCUUUCGCAAAUCAAGCACGGACCCUACUUCCCUUGUGAACAUCCCUCAAUCUUGCGAAUCAGUUCCUGCUCCUACUGCUUAUGUGGAGAAGUCACAACAAGUAGCCGUCCCCAACAUUCACCACAGCACUCAACCCAGCUCACCAUCACUACCCAGAUUAGCCAGCUGGAAAGAGGAUAUGAAUAACGUCCCGGAAAAUUGCUUACCAACUCAUUUUGAGCCCAUAGAUGAUUUACCUAAAAUAAAGCAAUCCAAACAUAGGUGCAAAUCUUGCUUCAAAGUAUCCAAAACCAGCUACGGCUGUGCAAAACAAAUAGUCAGACACUUACCGAAUAUCAGGUUGUACAAAGAGUACAACACGCCAAAUGGAUACACCAUGGAAUACGCAAAACAACAUGGCGAUAGUCAAUAUGUGUAUAUGGCAUCGGAGGUGAAAAACGAAUACGACCCUCUAGUGAAACGUUACACCAUGGAUAUCCAGUACAACUCCAAGGGAAAAAAGCUCAAACGAGACUACCCUUCGCUUUGUCCAUUUUGCAAAGUUUCCGACUCAAGAAAGUUCGACUCGUUGUUCUACGAAAGAAACAAUUCGUGUUAUCGUGGUCAUCUCAUUAAUACGCACGGAAUUAACUCCAUGGGCGAGUUUGCCAAAUUACCCGAAUCCGGGUUUGUAUGCUACAAACUCGGCAAGAACAGCUGGUCUGAAACAGUUGGAUUCAAAUGUCCGUAUGAAAAUUGUGAUUUUUGUUUUUUGAGAGGAGACAAAACGCAUGGGUUUCACGAGUAUAUACGACACUGGAACAGAUCGCACAUUGAAUGAAUGGUCUAUCCAACUCUGUUGAGUCCUUGUCGCCCAUCACUUUUUCCUUCCCUUCUCUCCUUCUCUGUCCUUCCUUUCAUGACCCCUUCUUCAUCUUUCUAAUCUUUAUUUACACUUUCUUAUGUACUGUUUCUUUUUUAGUUGAACGUGAUGUUCUCUCAGAGAGAGCCAUAGUUACUAAAUGCAUCUGCUCCCAUUACGCUCUGUGGACGUCAAAGACGUUAAAACGCGGUUUCCAUUUCCGUACAUCUUCAUGCGUUUUUUCCCAAUUUUCCUUUCUUCUUUCUUUCCUUCCCUUCUCCCUUCUCUACACUUUA